Molecule: messenger RNA, 2264 nt
Organism: Pieris brassicae (large cabbage white)
Lineage: Eukaryota; Metazoa; Arthropoda; Insecta; Lepidoptera; Pieridae
Gene: NKAIN
Exons: 5
Coding region: 216-1409 (397 amino acids)
Biological process (GO): regulation of sodium ion transport
Source: RefSeq, a predicted model, not a curated record
UCGUGUUUUGUAAAUGUUAGUCAUUUAUUCACAAAAAUAGCUUAGAAAUUUAUUGCUAACUUUUUUUAUAUAUUUGUAGAUUGUUUACUACGCCAAAUGUUUACAAAAACCCUUACAUUAUGCAAAUAAUAAACUGUCGACUAGUACUUGCCAAUAUGUAAAAAAAUAUGAGAAGUUUGAUAGUUAGAACAAGUUGAUAAGGUUAACAUUAUAAAAUGGCUGUUUGUGGUCUUAGGACGCUUCUAUUAAUCGUCUGUAUCUUGGAGUUGAUUGUGACAGUACAACGUCAGGUCUUUGAUUUUCUGGGUUACAUGUGGUUACCUAUUAUAAGUAAUUUUAUAAAUAUUCUUCUUAUCAUAUUUGGGUCUUUUGGAGCUGUGCAGUAUGUGACCACAUAUCUUGUUGCUUAUGCCCUGUGGAGCUUAUUGUGGUUGACAUGGAAUAUUUUUCUAAUUUGUUUUUAUCUUAAUGUUGGAACUCUUAACAGGGAAGGUGGUUUGUUAUCACUUGGCACUGGAAGUGUUAGCUGGUGGGAGAGUAAUGGUUGGGGGUGUCAACCCAUGUGGGGAGAGGUUGAUGGGCCAGGGUCGUGGAGACCGGCCAAAGUGGAUGGCUGCUUUUUACCCUGGCACCACAUUGAACUAGCACAGUCUUCAAUUGCUGCAAUACUUACGGCGACAGCCUUGCCCCUUACUAUAUUACUUGCUUUUAGGUCUUUUAAGAGACAUAAACCAUCUCCAGAUAAAGGAACCUUACAAAGGCGCCAGGUUUACACAAUAGAGUUAAGUCCCACUGAAACAAAUAUAAGCGAGAGCUCCCUCAAACCCAUGACUCCACGCCGUGUGAAACGACGUUCUCGCAGAUCUUAUAGAAACGCUGGCUAUAUAGCUUCAAAUGCAUCAUUGCCGGUCGAUUCUAGAACAUCGCGACCGACUUCCGCCCAUUCCUCUUACUCAAAUUUUCAUGCAGCACGGCCAAAUUCCUAUCACCCGCCAGAUAGCUCCCAAGAUACAUAUGAAUUGCCACCUCCACCAGUGGAGUCAAUACCAAUAAUGACUAACAGAUAUGAAACUGUGAGGAGAAGUAAGGCUAAACGAGGGCAGGAUGUCGUUGGGCCAUACAAAGAGCCAAAUAGAUAUGAGCCGCCACUGAACUACGAUAACAAUAUGCCGUAUGAGGUCAAUCGGGGAUAUGAAGCACAAAACUAUGAAAACAGGGAAAUGUCUCCAAAUGAGGGUUUAUAUGUGGGUAGUGGUUAUGGAGGUGGCUAUGUGAGCGAAGGAGCUUGGGAGGCACCUCCUCCCCCAGCUCCGCCUUACUCAGCCAGAGCCACCCCACAGGCGCCAGGGCCGCCAGCAUACCAGCCCAUUAAUGAUCCUUGUGAUGAAUGUAACACUCACUUAUCCUAGAAUCAGAUAAGCCAUAGAAUGCCAUUUCAAAAUGACUCAGACCGCGUCGCUAAAUUGCCAUUUGUCUUUACAAUCCAAUACCAAAAUAUGUAUGUCUUAAACAAAAGUAAAUGACAAAGUGAUUUUUUUGCAGUUGUGUGAAUAUAGAUUGUUUAAAAAAUAUUAGUGAAUUGUUAAAUUUGGAUUGCUUUGAUUUAACUUUUGAGUGUUAAUGUUAAUCUUAUAUUUGGCAACAAACCCGUAUUAUAGUAACUUUAGGCCUUUCAAUAAGUGUGAGCCAGUGCCUAACAAAUUCUGUUUAAUGUCUUUUACUAAUAGGUUAAUGGUCACAUAAACAGUAGCGUUUAUUAGCAAUGUCUAGAGGUCUAGUGGCGCUCACCUUGCAGCUCAAUGAAGUAUGAUAUUUUUAUUACAGUAGUAGUUAGAUUGUUAUACAUUAGUUAGGACGUCACUGUUAUCUGCCUUUCGUACUUAAGUCAUUGUUGUUGUAUAAAAUACAUUUUAUUGUUAGGCGAAACGAUUUUUUAAUGACGUUUAUAUAAGACAACGAAUCUCUUUAGAACUAUUUUUCUAUGUUUUUACUUACAUUCCAUAAGCACAAACUUUGUCCGUCCAUGUAAUAAAAAGGAAUUUAACUAAAAUAAAUUUAAGUUUAAUGGUACCUGUAUGACAAUGCAUUUCCUUGUUAGCAAUAUAUUGUUCUACAAUUGAUAUACAAAAUGAGCUUUAUUAGUAUAAGAUUUUUUACUUUUAAGUGAAACAUUUGGAAAAUUUAUACCAAAUAUACAUGAAAUGACACUAGUUUAUUUUAUUUAACUUAUGGUGUGGAAUGAAAAAUAAAACAAAAAUGAGCAU